CGAAACAAUUGCCAGCAUAUAUAGAAUACACUAUAUGAGUAGCGAACUUUUGAAAUAAAUGGAUGAAUAUUGAACGGCGAAAUACUUUUGGCUUUUGAUCAAAUAACAAUAUGCGCGUAUCUUGGGAAAAUAGUUAUUUUCAGCUGUCUCGUAUAUCUUAUAGUCGUACAUGGAGUAGAUGACUGCUGAGGAUGGCAAGACAAUAUACUGCUAUAAAGACUUUAGUGAGACCAUCUUACUAAUGAAAUCCUAACCGUACCGGUAAAAAUGUACCUUCAGCACCUUAUAACGGAAGUAAAGUUUGCCGUCAUAGUAUAUUCGUGUUCUGAAAAACGACUAGAUCAAACGACGAUUUUUAUGUAUAUGUACAUAUAUAAAUCAAAAUAAUAUCCUGGUAUUGGAAACUCGUGAUUUUUUCUAUACGAUUAAGAUGAUCUCUAUAGCGUAAUCUGUCUACUUACAGCUUAUAUAUACUAAUUGCAUCGAAAGAUGAUACAUUUGCCGCCGAUUUGGAAAAUGGACAGGAACAAAAAAUAAAACUAGUUGUGUACUAGCGAACAUUGCAUUACCUACCGUUAAGCGUUGUCGGCAGAUGCGGUAGAGCGGAUUAUACUAUUUACUUAUCAAGAAUUACCCUGUACUGCUAAUCCUUUCUAAUUAUGUCAUUAAAAAACCCGCGCGCAGGCUAACCUAAAGCCGAACUCUGCGCGGAGACGCAAAAGCCAUUAUAUUACAUACUUUCCUAUAGGUGAUAGAAAUUGAUGAUAAAGAUGCUUAUCAAAGUGAAAAUAGGAUCUUUUUGAUCUCAUGAUAUUUGCGUAACGGUUAAGUGACGCAUCUUAGCGAUUUGAAUCAGCUGUGGUGUGUUGUUAGGUGCGUGCUAACUUAUGGCACGCGCACGAAUGUAUCUGGUUUGAAACACUAUCGAGUUAACCGGAUGAAAACAGAUAUUCGCUGUAUGAAAAAAAUUUAAAGUACCAUUUUUAUGUUUGUUGGAAGCUUAAAAUAGUCGUUUGGAAUGAAAGACGGAAAAGUUGUAUUUUUACUGGAAGUACCUGCAAGACCUAUGAUAGUUUAACGCUUUUUAGAGUAAUACAAUAUAGUGGUAAUACUAAUUCCUUUCGAAUCACGAAAGGACACGACAAUCGACGCUAAAGCCUGAUACAUAAACCACCUGUGGCCUUUUCUCUAAGUGCUUAUCGUUGCAGCUGAUAUCGCUAGCCUUGAGUGUUGCCGCCGCGCAGACGCAUAAACAAGGGAUCUGGAGAAAUUUAAUAUAUACAAUCUAGGAAAAAUAUGGUCUAGUAGAUCCAAUAAUUAUUCUAUUACGUAGCAUUUCGGCUCGACUGGAAUUUUACUAGAGUAUUUUGCGCAACUAUUUAUCGUAUGAGGCAUUUUAAGCACAGAUCUCAAACAAGAUGGGUUGUAUAGGAAAAGGUUAUGCCGUAGUUAGAGUUGGGGGAAGUUUCAGUUACAAGCAAUGAUAACCUUAGAUAGGGGAGCCAGUGAUUUUCAUAACUAAUUUCUAUUAGAACAUGACGCCUAUGUGUAUGACGCCUACCUGUGAACCUUUUCCGCUGCUUUUAGCCAGGGAUGUUUAUUCUUUUUUGCGAGAUAAGAGUUUUUAUAGAAUUUCGACGAUUUGGUUCUAAGUACCAUUGCGAGACCUCUUAUCAAAGAUGCGUAUUAGCUGUUUAAGUAAACGACGCUUGCAGCGCUUUGAAAUACAGUAGGGUAACUUAGUCGAGACUCCCUAUGUUUCGAUUCUGUAUUGACUUACAGAGCAACGCCCGCUGUUAAAAUAACGUAUCUUUACAUGGAAGCCCUGAAUAGGAUUAUGCCUGUAUCUAUGUAAGCAAAACAUAGAAUGCACGAUGAAAAACUAUUAAAUACUUUAACAGGAAGUGACGAAUAUCUGCAUUAAAACUAUUAUCUAAUAAAUAGUAAGUUAUCGUAAUGCAGGAAGCUGUUCGACCAUUCCCCUUUGAAUGAAACUGAAAAAGCAAUGCUAUAAUUGAAAAUUUGAUUUAGUAAUCAAUCUCGCCGUUUAGGUAAUGCGACGGCGCGAGCAAACACCAUCGGAUCAGUUCUUGCUUCGUGACUAAUUAAAUAUACUCACAAUACAGAUUUUAUCAAAUGGGGAAAGCUACCGUAUGUUUCUAUAUAUAGGUCGCUUUUCCCAUUUGGCAGAAAAUUAUGAGAACUUAAAGAAAAAUGCUAAAAAACAUAACAUGCUGUGACGAGGGACCAAGAUGCGAAGUAGCAAUUCAUUUCAAGUGAGACAGGUAAACACCUGUCCUUUAACCGCCUCAAAACCUCUAAUAUUUUAUUAUUUUACGAGGACUUUCGUUAUGUAAAACUGUCCACUCAAAAUACCAUUAAAUAAAUUGAAUAUGGCGCAAUUUAAAAUUUUACAUAGCGUCUACUAGGCGGUCAAAAAACUAUUCGAUUUGCCAGAAGUAUGACUUUUCGGUAGACGACGAGUAUGGCACACCAAGAUACGAAGCACAGCUACUGUAGAUUAGAACAGGUAACAUCAUCUCAGAAGAGUGGACCACAGCUUUUACUCGCGUCUUUAGUUAGUACUUCAAGAUAGACAAUAAGUGAGAGUAUUAAAGGUAUGAAAAUGAUCUCGAAUGGUGUAUUAGGGAAGGCCUGAAUUUCAAAGGUCAUAUUGCCUACAAAUGAAUCAUGGUAGAAAUGCACUUUAACGAUUUCUAUAUGUUUCUUAGUAAACUAUUCCAGCAAGGCAUAUCGAUUCCACUCUGUGGGUCAUCAUGAGCCCAUAAGUCGUUAGGGUAAAUCAACGGCGAUUUGUUACCAAGAGUUGAGGUCAGUUGGUUGCAGCUUUAACACUCUGCCGCGCUACUGCCUCUCACGUUCAAUUAAGAGGAUUAAAAUAGUUUCUGAAAGUGACUAGGAAUAUGCCAAUAAUUGAUUUAUUUUUUGGCCAAACUAAAACGGUCCUGGCAAGGACACUGUGCUCAGCGGAUCAUUUCAGAUUGUUUCAAACAAAAUAGAUUCGAACUAUCUAAAUCGGACGAUAGUUUAGGGCUGAUACUACGCCUCUGAAUACAUAUAUACUGCACAAGCUGAGGUGGUAAACAUUGAAAUAAAGAUCAUAGUUUAAUGUACGCUGGUAGGAAGAAACCUCAGAGUUGACAUAUCAAUGAUAGCUACAGAUCGGAGAACAAAAUAUUGCUUUUGUGCGCAUGCGUCAGUUGAAUGUUAACUGGGACCUGUAUACGACUUUAGCCUUUCGUUUUCAUUUAUUUCACUCACUCUUUUACCAGCGUGUGGGUUCCUUCUGAAUACUAGAAAUGGCUAAAUCGAAUAUGUCGCUGGAUAUUAUAGUUUGCCACUGUAAACAUCUACGUUCUAGGCAACACAAGUAGCAGUGAGCACGGUUCACGUCAAAUGUCAAGGGGCGAAAGAAUGCGCCGCUGCGAAUUGAGAAAACGAUGCUGAAACUACGCCAGUGAUAGUCAUACAACCGGCGACAGGGAUUUUCGGUAAACUUCAUAAUGACACGCUGCAAUGGUCGAAAACUUCAUAAAUGUCUUAAUGAGAAUUGAGCAAGGCAGCAGGAUUUUGUAUGUCACGGUCGGCGGCGGUGGACGAGAACUUAAAGACACCGUGAGAUUAAGCGACUUUCUACCGCGAAGAGGCAUUCGACGAAGCUCUAGUUUGCUUGGUCAGCACAACGUCGAGAACACGCAUAGAUCCUGGAUGGAACAGAAAUUUUUAGCAAUGGCAGCGGCUGCGGCAUCACAGGGCGUGACGGGCGUUGGCGCAGGCAGCGGCGGCCUGUCCUUAGGAUGUAUUGGCACGGCCGAAGGUACGACCCCAUUGACACGCCACUUGACAGCACACCCCGCUGGGGGACUAACGACUACUGCGGGCGGAGAACCCCCUAAAAUUUCUGGCAUACCGUGCGCAGCUUCCCCGUCGCGGUACACCGCCCCCGUGCACAUCGACGUUGGCGGUGUUACGUAUACUUCCUCAUUAGGAACACUUACAAGACAUCCUGAUUCUCGACUCGGGCGACUAUUCAAUGGAUCAAUCCCCAUUGUUUUGGACACGCUUAAGCAACACUACUUUAUUGAUCGUGACGGCAACCUAUUUCGGCACAUAUUAAACUACCUUCGCUGUGGACGUCUCGUUCUGCCAAAUAACUUCCAUGAAUUGGAUCUAUUGCGUGAAGAGGCUAAAUAUUAUGAUAUACCAUCGUUAAGUCGCGAAAUCGAAGAGCUGUGGACUCGGUCAGAAAUCGCCGAAAGCUCAGUCGAUGGCAAGGCUUGGGAGAGCAAGCGACAGCGCCCUCGAAACGAAGAUAAUUUUGCUAAUCAUCAGUGCAUUUUAUUGAGCACAUCUCCUGAUCUGGGAGAACGAGUCUUGAUCUCCGGUGAGCGCCAUAUUGUCGAAGAGUCCUUUCCUGAGGUCGCCGACGGCCUCCAGGUUUCCAGCUGUCCAUCACCAAGUCCGCCGUGGCUAUCUUCAGAUUGUCGGCACCUGCAUCGUUUUCCGCUUAAUGGUUUUUCUAAGCUGCAGUUACUUCCAGCAGUUCAGCGACUACUGGAUGCCGGCUUCAUUUUGUCGACGUCAACUUGUACAUCAACCUGCAGUGCGAGCGAAGGGGGAACAGGGCGCGAAUACUUGUUCGUAAGAAAACCCGCACUAUCUCAUUAAACAGCUUAGUUCUACGGCAACAAUGGCUUCAUACAUUCAUCGAAUAUCAACCCCCUAAUGUCUUCGAAGAGGACAGAGGAUGUUAAAGGUUUAACAAAUUCAACCUUUUUGGCCGUGCUGAUGAAAUUGUGAAAAUUUAGAUGUAAUCGUGAAAAUUUAGAUGUAAUCAUAACGUGGGUAAUUGAAAUAUAACUAUUCGUUCUUCGUAGGCAUAUAUGAAUGUGUGUCAAAUGUUCGGUGCAAUAUAGCAGAACCAUUCCCAUCCAUGGAGGAUCGUGAUGGUUGUAAGCGUGAUGAUGAUACGUGAAUAAAGUGCGUGUCAGUACUGCAUGAUUAAUGGACAUAUUGAGUGUCUGCACGAAUACCAGAACAGGGUCCGUUUCCCUAAGAGGGUCAAUACUAACAAUAGAAUGCGUGUGAAAAGUGAAAGUUUGUGGUAUCAGAAAUUAUGUGAUAUUUUCAUCAGAGUAAACGUUGAAACUCCUGGACCACCAGAUCAAGCUUCAUACCUGAGCAAUCAGAUUUUGCCAAUAUGCGAGGUCGUCAUGACACACGCCGUCCAUUUUGCUCAAUCAGCUCUAGACGUAAAUAACUUUGGUAGAUAGUUGACAAUAUAUCGAGAUGUUAGAUACACGAAUUCGUACUCGAGUGGGAUCUGUUAUGUCUGCUCGUCGGCAAUCUGUAUCACGAAACCUUCAAGUUCAGCAUUUUACCCUAAAUGUUUCUCCUUACGACCAGCAAAGCGUACCAGAACCAAACGUCAUUUUUAAUAUGUAAACAAUUUCCUGUUAAAAACGAUACUGCACAGAUAUUACAAUUUACUUACCGAUCAUUUGUUAUGCUAGCGUACCUUAAGGUAAUAAGUGUUAUUGCAUUAAAUAAAUGAACCCGUAUGUUCGCUGCCUGACAGCCAGUACACCUAAAAAGUUGCUUGA
Varroa destructor (honeybee mite) is the source of this 5624-nucleotide messenger RNA. RefSeq names its product BTB/POZ domain-containing protein kctd15-like. Gene Ontology annotation, molecular function: protein binding. The record is from RefSeq and is a predicted model, not a curated record. NCBI's taxonomy places the organism in Eukaryota, Metazoa, Arthropoda, Arachnida, Mesostigmata, Varroidae. Gene Ontology annotation, biological process: protein homooligomerization.